UCCUAUAAAGUCUGGAGCCUGACACACUCCUGCUGCCAUCGCUGUCACCGACGUUACAGUAUGCUGCCUGCUGUGGUGAAGCUCUGCUGUGGAAUCUCCUACCCUCACCUCAGGACCAUGGCAGGACUGCAACGGCUAGCUAUCGCAGCGAUUGGCCAGGAGCUAGCUCACAUGCAGAGGAAUGGGCAGAGCCAACUACCAGCAUGGACCAGCCAUAUGGGUUGGCAGACUGGCACCGUUCAGCAUCAACACGGUGAGAGCUCCAGAAGAGAGGUAGUCAACCCAGUCCCGUUGAAAGAGGAGGAGCUGCUGUACAUAAGGAGUGGGCACGAGGCGCUGACCAAGGCUCUGGACAUUGUUGACGAUAAGAAUGGAUGGAAAACAGAACUCACAGAGGAGAACGGGGAUGUGAUCUACAGUAAAGUGCUGUCUGGGGACAGGAAGGUCUUCAGACUGGAGACUGUGUUAGACGCCACGCCAGAAGAGAUACAUCACAACCUGUGGAAGGUGGAAGAGAUGCACCAGUGGAACCCAAGCAUCAAAAACAUCAAGGUAACUGCGGAGGACGGACCAACGUGUAUUAUCAUCGAGCCCCUGGCAGACGACACGGGCAGGAGCCACUUUACGUGGCUCCUCAACAUGGAUGUCAAGGGCUGGCUGCCAAAGUCAAUCGUCAAUCAAGCUUUGCCGCGAGCGCAGGUGGAUUUCACCCGGUGUCUGCGCAGACGGCUGGCCGAGGGACCUACUCAGCGACACACAAACCACCAUGCUCCCACAGUGUCUUGAGCCGGACAACCACCACACACACACUCUCUGACACACACUCACUGGAGUUGAGUGCUUGGGAGUAGAGACAGAGAGAGAGACUGAAGGACCUGGUUGCCAUUCACACACACACACACA
Oncorhynchus gorbuscha (pink salmon) is the source of this 903-nucleotide messenger RNA. Its product is annotated as steroidogenic acute regulatory protein, mitochondrial-like. The transcript has 6 exons. Gene Ontology annotation, molecular function: cholesterol transfer activity; cholesterol binding. The coding region runs from base 61 to 786 and encodes 241 amino acids. Gene Ontology annotation, cellular component: mitochondrion; mitochondrial intermembrane space. Gene Ontology annotation, biological process: steroid biosynthetic process; regulation of steroid biosynthetic process; intracellular cholesterol transport. The record is from RefSeq and is a predicted model, not a curated record. Lineage: Eukaryota; Metazoa; Chordata; Actinopteri; Salmoniformes; Salmonidae.